This is a messenger RNA of Meloidogyne enterolobii, 432 nucleotides long. The record is from the annotation of a GenBank genome assembly. NCBI's taxonomy places the organism in Eukaryota, Metazoa, Nematoda, Chromadorea, Rhabditida, Meloidogynidae.
AUGGAACUUAAGGCACAAAUUGCCUAUAGAAUGAAGGACUUUGAAGAAGCAAUGAAUUUAUUAAGAAAAUUAUUGCGAACACAUAGUGACGAAUUUGACGAAAUCCGCCGAUCAAAUUUUAUAGCAGUCCAAGCCCGUCUUCAUUCCCAAGGAAAUACUCAAGAAGUAGAUCUUGUUAGUCUGGAUAAAUUUAAUUUGAUGUUCAAUGCAAGUUGCCAUUUAAUUGCAAGUGGAAAAUUAACAGAGGCACAUGAAUUGCUUUGCAAGGCUUUAGAAGAGUGUAAACACUCUUUAGCUAAAGAGGGACUUGAUGAACUUGCUAUUAAAAGAGAAGAAGCUCCUAUUAGAACGCAAAUUGCUUAUGUUCUGAAGGAAAUGGGGAAUGACAAGGAAGCAUUAAAAAUUUAUCUACAAGUCUUGAAAACAAAGUAA